This is a messenger RNA of Ceratitis capitata (Mediterranean fruit fly), 2885 nucleotides long. RefSeq names its product bromodomain-containing protein DDB_G0271118-like. Bases 1173 to 1886 code for a protein of 237 amino acids. The transcript has 8 exons. NCBI's taxonomy places the organism in Eukaryota, Metazoa, Arthropoda, Insecta, Diptera, Tephritidae. The record is from RefSeq and is a predicted model, not a curated record.
AAAUCACAAAAAAAAAACAAUUUAAUAGACAUAUAAUAAAGCAACAACAGUUCACUACCUUAAAAGUUGAAAAACUACCUGUUCACUCGCUCGCAACAUUUAACCCAAAACUCGCUCCGGACUCUCUCCACAAGCAGAUUGCUCAGCGUUUUCAUGCUCUCACAGCUGUAGAAAAAAAUAUUAAACAAAUUAUAUUUACGCUGCUGAUCUCGACGCGGCUCCAGCAAACUCGUUUACGGGCGGAUAAAUUGAUAAAUUGUGUGUGCGUGUGUGUUUGUGGUUGUGUGUGUUUUAUGAGAAAAGUAAAAAUACUUAAAAUAAUAAUAUUAAAAUAACUUAAAAGCAAAAAAUUUCACACACAAAUAUAGAAUAACAACAAAUAUUUGUAUUUGUCGUUUACCAAGUGCAAUAGAAACUUGUUAAGCGCAACAUUUUUUUAAGCAGAUAAGAAAAACAUACAUACGGUAUGUACAUUUCUACAUAUGCACAACAAUAAUACGCCCCCUCCCAAAGCAAGUAGUUGAUGUCAGUGAAUGUCAAAUAGCAAAAUUUCUGUGUAAAUUUAAACAAAAAAAAAAAGAGGAAAAAAUUGUAAUAUGCGCAAAGCAAUGUGCGUUGAGUGAGUGCAAAUACUAAUUGUGAAAACAUACAUACAUACAGUGUAUUUCAAAAUCAAAAUAAGAGCAUAGAAAAUCGUAUUCGAGUGAAGAGUGCGCCGAAUUUGUAGUGUUCUCAUCAACCAUAUUCUGGAUAUCUCCAUAUAUUUUUGUUGUUGCUGUUUUAUUUUCGUGUACGUUGCAAGAUCAAGUUUUGUGCCUCUACCGUCGUAUAUGCAUACAUACUGAUGUUUUUUUUUUCGAUCAUUCAAAAAUUUAUGUAUGCACCCAAAAUAAAACCCGUUUGGCGCUGAUUCAAUCGCAAAAUUCACGGAAAUCCAUCUACCUGUGCAACUCUGUCUGCCCUCUGCGCUGUCAAACAAGCAGUGCAGCCAACUUCAUUCUAGUUGCAUUUGAAGCCGUUUUAGUUGAAUAAGCUUUUUUCCUAAUCCAUACCGAUAGCAGAAGAAACAAAAACUGGCAAUAGCAAGCAAAAUCAAAGUGUGUUAAAAUAUAUUUUGAAAACGAAAUAAAAAAAAAAUAGAAAAAAUUAAAAUUCAAUAAGCAAUAAACAAAAUGGCACCAAUGCCCAGGAUGAAGGGCACCAAGCCCAACGGUGAUUUUCUCUAUGUCGAGGCCGAAUCACCGGGUGACUCAAGUCCAACGCCCUCAACGCCGCCCUCCAGUACAGAUGCCGCCAAAUCGCAAUGCUCCUCACUCUCCGAUGGCGAAUCGUAUGAGGGUUAUGGUGAAAAUGAAGUACGCGGCUUGCAUCAUCAUCAUCUCGGUCAUCAUCAUCAACGCACCGCGUCUAGUGUAUCCGCCGGUUUGCUAGGCACUGAUGUUGCCAACAACAACAACCACAACAACAGCAACAAUAAUGGUAGCCCUGUGGCAAGCGGCAGUGGCGGUGGUGUUGGCGGUGUAGAAUUAGAGUUAGCGCCACAUAACAAUGCGGCGUCAACGCCGAGCAACGAUGACGAAUUGAGUAUCAUUCCACGCGACAAUUGGGCACGCAUGAGUCUGCGUCGCACCACCACGUCUUCCAGCAAUCCUGAUAGCCUGACAAAUCGUCGUUGGGGCUCUAUGAGACAUUCCGGUCGUCGGCAAUUGGGCUCAAAUGCCUUAGCCAGUCAACUUUACAGAUCAUCAAGUUUCAAUUCAUCCGGGCGUAGCUCCAAUUGUGAUACCACAGAAGACAUGUAUAGCGAUAUAAGUUUGGAUAAUGUGCAGGAUUUGAACUAUAAGGUAAAUAAACAAACGAAAAACAACACGUUUCCAUACCCUUAAUUUCGCACGUUUUUCACAUGACUUAACCAGUAAGUGUAAAUGUAUGCAUAUAUAUGUAUGUAAGUUCAUUAUUACUAUAUUCGCCUUUUUGUCUGCAUUUUGGGCGUUGGAGAAGAACCGGUCGCCAGCUAUUUAUUAAUAAGUGUUAAACUCGUUGAACUAUUGCACUCGCAAAGCGACGAGAAUCUAUUUGAAUUUUCUCAUAAGACUAGUUAGUAUAAGUAUACAUAUAUGUAAAUAUGUUUAUCAAACAUAUCCACCUGCAAAUAUUGUGUUAAAAUCGACUGGCUUGUCUGAGAGCCGAGCAAACUCCUUACAUACUUCACCUACCUACUUCACCUCAGCCUUCUCCACUUAAGCUCUCCUUGACUAGCCUCAUGCCGGCAACGCUUGGCUACUUAAAUAUUACAAAUAUUUACCGGCAGGUGUUCUUGCUGAAUUGUAACAAGCUCAAACAGCUGGUGUACAAGCUCUUCAUUCCUUUCCACUACAAUUUCAUAAGCUUCUUUUUACACAUUUUCUUCUUUGCAUGCAUUCCACUUUAUUUAUUGCAUAUGCAUUUUUUAAGUAUUCUAUGCCAGUUGUUUUAAGCUGAGAACCCUCUCUGCUUGCCUAUUUUGUUUGCAACGGCACAGAUUUGCGCAAAUAAACAAGCUAAAUUAUAAGUAAAGGUACUAGCUGUUUCAAAUACCAGACAAACACCAUAAGCACUCAAACAGACAAAAAUAAAUGUAUGUACUCGUAUGUACUUAUGCUUAUUUAUUAACGCUUUUUUUGUUUUUGCAAAUAUAAGCCUUUGGCAUAGAAAAAAUUCUUACGUCAUUUUGAACUUUAUUUGCGCGGAAAAAAUGCUAACUCUUGUGUGUGUGUGGAUUGCUUGCAUGGAACUAUGUAUGUGUCGAAUAGGUUUUUUUUUGGCAAGGUUGUACAAGGUAAACCGGGUGGAUUGUCUGAUCAAGUAUAUAAGAAUGAGAUAAGUAAAAAAUUAAAUUGAAAAGG